GCCGGCUCACCCGGAGGAGCCGGCUCACCGAACCGACCCGUUCGCGAACGACUCAGCUGCGGGUGCGUCCCGUCAACAGGCGGUGCGUCAGACAGGUCCCCCCCCUCCCCCUUCAGCGCGCUCCACUUUUUCCACAAGCAAGGAGCCUCUCCUCAAGCCCCUGCGAGGUCGGCGCGUCUCAUCCAUGCGUCGUGCGUAAAGAGGACACGGAUACCCGGACAUCGGACUCGGUUGGUUAUUAGUUUGUGUUUGUUAUUGAAAAAGAAAAGGAAAUGCCUGUCACAAAGACGAUCAAGCCAGCUGCCGUGGUGCCAAAGACGAAAACGGUCGAGAGGACGAAGGCGAUGAAAUCUAAACCGCUAAUCGAGCCAGAAACUCAACCCAAAGUCCUGACUCCGCGCAGAACCCGAGCCUCCAGCUUCCCCAGGUGUCCCCACGCGGACAGGUGCGCCCGGACGCGCAGCGGUGUCUCCACGACGAGGUGUGAGAGGAGGUCCAGGUCCACUUCCAGACCGACUGGAAGCCGCCCCAAAGCAAACCCAACCUGCCAGAAGACCACCGGCUCCUCAAAAAGUGAAGCGAAAGACUGGCAAGCUGAGAAAUCCCCCUUCACUGCCCAGAGAGGAGAACAGCGCGCCGCUCACCCGAAGGCACAGUGCACAGCCCAGAGUCACAAAGCUUUCACAGUCAUCCCACCGGACCCCAAAAAGAGGAAAGAGAUCCAGAAAAAGGCCGAGGCCGAGCUGGCCGCGCUGGAGGAGCUGAGGCUGAGCAGGGCGAUGGCCUACGUAUCCAUCAACCCCAGCAGUGUGGAUGAUAUCGACUAA
This is a messenger RNA of Lampris incognitus (smalleye Pacific opah), 827 nucleotides long. RefSeq lists its product as uncharacterized. The transcript has 4 exons. Bases 273 to 827 code for a protein of 184 amino acids. The record is from RefSeq and is a predicted model, not a curated record. Lineage: Eukaryota; Metazoa; Chordata; Actinopteri; Lampriformes; Lampridae.